CCUCUCCUUUUGCAUAUGAGGCCCAGUGAGAGGAAUGGAGCUGUCCCUGUGGUAGAUUUGGAGACUGAUUCCCAUCCUCUGUCCCCUGCUCUGUCCACACUUGCUAAUGCAGCCAGCUGGCAGCAUUUAUGGCAGCCAUGGAUGCUGGGUGGUGCUGACAGCACUGGGGCAUGGCUACAGCCCUACAGGUCCUGCGUCACUUGGCCCAAGCCCCGUUGCGCCUGCUACUCUGGAGGGGCCCGUUGGCCAGGCUAGCCAGUAGCAUGGCUCUGGCAGAGCAGGUGCGGCAGCUGUUUGAGAGCACUGUGCAUGCCGUGCUGCCGGGCCCCCUGUUGCAGCGGGCGCUGUCCUUGGACCCUGAUACUGGGCAGCUGAAGGUGCGGGACCGGAGCUUUCAGCUGCAGCAAAACCUCUACCUGGUGGGCUUUGGCAAGGCCGUGCUGGGCAUGGCAGCUGCAGCUGAGGAGCUACUGGGCCAGCACCUCGUGCAGGGCGUGAUCAGCGUUCCCAAGGGGAUCCGUGCUGCCAUGGAGUGUGCUGGCAAGCAGGAGAUGCUGCUGAAGCCACACAGCCGCAUCCAGGUAUUUGAGGGUGCAGAGGGCAACCUGCCAGACCGAGAUGCGCUGCGGGCGGCGCUGGCCAUCCGGCAGCUGGCCGAAGUUCUCACAGCUGAUGACCUGCUGCUUGUGCUCAUCUCAGGUGGGGGUUCAGCUCUGUUGCCUGCCCCCAUCCCACCAGUCACACUGGAGGAGAAGCAGACACUAACCAAGCUGCUGGCGGCCCGUGGAGCCACCAUCCAGGAGCUAAACACCAUUCGGAAGGCCCUGUCCCAGCUCAAGGGUGGGGGGCUGGCUCAAGCCGCUUACCCUGCCCAGGUGGUGAGCCUGAUUCUGUCAGACGUGGUGGGGGACCCUGUGGAGGUGAUUGCCAGCGGCCCCACUGUGGCCAGUGUCCACAACGUGCAAGAUUGUCUGUACAUCCUUAACCGCUACGGCCUUCGUGCUGCCCUGCCACGUUCCGUGAAGACUGUGCUGGCUCAAGCUGACUCUGACCCCCACGGGCCACACACCUGUGGUCACGUACUCAAUGUGAUCAUUGGCUCCAAUGCACUGGCGCUGGCUGAGGCUCAGAAGCAGGCUGAGGCCCUGGGAUACCGGGCUGUGGUGCUGAGCACAGCCAUACAGGGCGACGUGAAAAGUGUAGCCCAGUUCUAUGGGCUGCUGGCCCGAGUGGCUGGAGCCCGCCUCACCCAGCAUGGGGCUGGAGCCUCUGUGAAAGAGGAUGAACAACUCCAGGAGCUGGCGGCCCAGCUCCAGCUCCCAGACCUGCAGCUGAAGGGGGCUCUGGAGGCUGUGGUAUGUGCUCGGGGCCCAGUCUGCCUGCUGGCUGGUGGCGAGCCCACAGUGCAGUUGGAGGGCUCAGGCAGGGGUGGCCGGAACCAGGAACUGGCCCUGCGUGUUGGAGCAGAGCUGGGACGAUGGCCGCUGGGGCCUGUUGAUGUGCUGUUUUUGAGUGGUGGCACCGAUGGGCAGGAUGGGCCCACAGCGGCAGCCGGGGCCUGGGUCAGGCCUGAGCUUGCUAGCCAGGCCGCCACUGAGGGUCUAGAUGUGGCUGCCUUCCUAGCCCACAAUGACUCACAUACCUUCUUCUGCCGCUUCCAGGGUGGGGCACACCUGCUGCACACAGGACUGACUGGCACCAAUGUCAUGGACGUCCACUUCCUGUUUCUGUGGCCACGGUGAUGACAUGGGUCAUGUUUUGGGAGUCUAGAGGAGGCAUACAGGGCAGCAUCCUGGGGCAGAGUAGGGUUAGUCCCCAGGGCCUCACCAGCCUUAGGGUCUCUCUUCUCCUUGGGCCUGGCUACUUGGUUGACCCUCAUACCUCCCAAACACAGCCUCUGCUUGUGUCCAGUUCCUCAACCUGGCAGGCAGAUGUGGGCCCUCUCCCACCCCUACUUUCAGCCAUGGCAGCAGGUACCACAGAGAAUCAGGAUGAGCCCCUGGGCCAAUUUGCUGUUCCCAGUCUUCUCUCCCAGGCAGCCCCUCUGCCGAGCUCCUAAGCCUGUUUCAUCUGUGGGGUGAAGAGGAUUGAAAAUAAAAAGGACCACACUGUGGGUUCUCAGUGCAUCUUCUCUCAAAGAGAAGACUAGCGAGCUGCAGGGAAGGGGAGUGGGGUCUGGCAGCAGCCCCAUCACCAGGGCCCCACAGGAGCUCCCUGUACCCUUCUCUGCAGGGCACACAUUUGUUUCAUUUAAAUAAGAGCCUGGGAGGGUUGGGCCUGGAUCUGGACAUGCUUGAUGUGAGUGAGCAGAGAGCCCAUGGAGGAUGGCCUAGGGCCUACAGUCUGUGGGGUCUGGGAGGGACUGGCCACCCAUCUAACUGUUGCUCUCCCCUGUGGCACACCUGCCGUGAUCUCUCCAAUCUCUGUCUUAUGCCUCACUGGGUACAUGCUUACUGCCUGCCACCAACAAUAUCCCUCCCUUCUGUCUCUGGACAACCCUUAGCCAUAGACUGUACCUUCUUCACUUGAGCUCCCCCCUGUUUUUCCACACAGGACACUGGGACUUGUUUCCUUUUCCCAGGCUUCAGCCAUUUCUCUGGGAUACAGUCCAGUUCCUGCUGCCAGUCUGCGGUGGGGGUCCCCAGUGCUGGGGUGGUGGGUUAGGGCAGUGUUGGGGUCCAUCAGCCUCUCCCCUCUCCCUUGUUACAGCUGGCUAGGGAGAGGCCAGUGGGGAGGGGAACCACAGAUGAGGGACUCCUUUGGCCAGGCUAGCAGCUUGAGCUGGGAGAGGGAGGGGCCACUGUCUUGGUUCUCCUUGGGCCCCUUGCUCAAUGUCCGAGCCCUCCGCUGGCUGCCCCCACCGUGCGCCACGGCUCCAAUCCCUAUAUGAGUGAGCAGUAGAAUCACAUAGGAAUAAAAAGCCAUAGAGAACAGCGAGGCCUGGGGCUGCUCCUGCUGGCCCUCUCUUCCACCCCAGCCGUGCCCUCUUCUCUGAGAGUAUGAGGGGCCCUGGACCAGGGCUGGCAGGCCUUGCCCCUGGGAAGAGUCUCCCUUCUCCACUCAGGCUCUGGACAGUGCAGCUUACAGAUGGUUCCUGGUGGGCUGGGGAUGGGAAGGAAGGUGAGCAGGGUGAACUGGGUUCUGGGGUUCAGGGAAGUUCAGGAAAGGGGGAUUUGCACCUCUUUGUGAUGCAGGGGCUCCAUUUCCUCUCCUUCUGUCCUGGCAGGGGGUGUGGGAGGGGUCAUAGUCCUAGGGAUCCUGUCCCCAUAUGGCUGUGCCUGUGCCCUGGUGCUCCUCUGGCAGCCUCUUGAUAUGCCCUGUCCCUGCUUCAGUCCUUGCCCUCGGGACCUGAGUAUUAGCACUGGGUGUCAAGUUGCCAGCAAGAGCAGGAUAGUUGGGCCAGGGCUGUGGCCGAGGACCCAUCUGCCGUGUCCCCAGUGUGUGCCUGUGUGUCUGGUGGCACGUGAGCACGCAGGUGUGUGUGGGCAUACUGGGAGGGGGGUGCAUAGACCCUCAGCAUGGGGGCUGUGCUGCUCCCUGUGCACGUGGCUGCUUCCAUGCCCGCAGAGGGGUUGAGUGUGGGUGGGUCUUGCUGGAGGCUCCUGUGCCACCUUGGCCCCUGCCCUGUGCCUCUUGUUUGUGGGGUCUGGGAGGCAAGAGGCUGGAUUGGGCCUAACCCAUUAGACUUGCUCAUUUGGUAACCCCAAGGUGAGAAAGGAUAUAUUUGGCUGCAGUCUAGAUAAAGCCUAUGCGGUGAGUGUUUAAUAGGACUUAUUAUUUGCUCUGUCAAUGUCAACUAUGGGUCAUGAUAAUUGCUCUCA
Messenger RNA from Vicugna pacos (alpaca), 3821 nucleotides. The record is from RefSeq and is a predicted model, not a curated record. NCBI's taxonomy places the organism in Eukaryota, Metazoa, Chordata, Mammalia, Artiodactyla, Camelidae.